Molecule: messenger RNA, 515 nt
Organism: Sinocyclocheilus grahami
Lineage: Eukaryota; Metazoa; Chordata; Actinopteri; Cypriniformes; Cyprinidae
Product: cytidine deaminase-like
Exons: 4
Coding region: 1-450 (149 amino acids)
Cellular component (GO): cytosol
Molecular function (GO): cytidine deaminase activity; zinc ion binding
Source: RefSeq, a predicted model, not a curated record
AUGUCGAGCCCUGGGCCUGUCGGUGCUCACUCUGAUGAGGAUGUCAUUUGUUCACUUGUUCAGAAAUCUCAGGAAGCCAGAAAUCAGGCUUACUGUCCGUACAGCAACUUCAGGGUUGGAGCAGCUGUCUUAGCAAGUGAUGGAGCCGUGUUCACUGGUUGUAAUGUAGAGAAUGCAAGCUACCCUGCUGGAUUGUGUGCUGAGAGGACUGCUAUCUCAAAAGCUGUGUCUGAAGGAUAUACCUCCUUUAAAGCCAUCGCGAUUGCCAGUGACCUUAAAGAUCAGUUUAUUUUUCCAUGUGGAGUCUGCAGACAGUUCAUGAGAGAGUUUGGCUUGGAGUGGAACGUUUAUCCGACAAAAUCUGAUGGAUCUUACCGACAGAUGACACUGAAGGAGCUCCUGCCACAUUCAUUUGGCCCUGAUGACCUGAGUGCAAGAUACAACCAUUAGACCAUGGGUGGAAAACUGGAGGGCCACAGCCCUGCAGUGUUUAGUUCCAACACCCAUACCUGUAG